AAUCCCUCAACUUUCAAAAUGCGGAAAAGACAACCCACCGCAUUUCAUGCCAUUCUCACCAAACCCUAACUCCCUCCCCUUCUCUCUCUCUCUCUCUCUCUCUCUCUCUCGUGUCGAAAUCGAUUUGUCCGAAGUCAGUCUCUGUCUCGUUUAUCCUCCCCGCAACCUCGAACGCCGAGCAAAACACCCCUCCUUUCUCCUUGUCACAAUCGCGAUCGCAUUCUGGGUUUGCGUUGCUCGAGAGGGGUCUGGAAUUGCAAUUGGAAUUGGAAUUGGAAUUGGGUAUGUCGCAGAACAGGGUCAGCGAUGGGGGUCCCGACUUUGACCUCACCGAGGAGAUACUCGCGGUGAUGCCCACCGACCCGUACGACCAGCUCGAUCUGGCUCGUAAGAUCACCUCCAUGGCCAUCGCCUCCCGCGUCUCCAAGCUCGAGUCCGACGUCGCCCGCUCCAAGCAGAAGCUCUACGACAAGGACAGGAUCAUCUUCGAGCUUGAGGAGAAAGUCAUUCACCUCGAUCGCUCCUACCAGGAGGCCGACUCGCGUCUGAAGAUUGUCCUCGAUGAGAAUACGAGGCUCUCAAAAGAACGGGAUUCCUUGUCUGUGACUGUCAAGAAGCUCAGUCGUGAUCUGGCAAAGCUAGAAACUUUUAAAAGACAACUGAUGCAGUCGCUGAAUGAUGACAAUGCAUCGCCUGCUGAAACCGUUGAUAUUGGGACAUGUGAUCAGUCAAACUCAAACUCCUAUCUUUCCAAGGAUGUAGAUGCAAAUGGCUGCAGUGGCUCUGCUAACAUUGGCAACAACAUGGAUGAAGCUUCACGGCAUGCUACACAAAGAUUUUCAAUAACGCCAUAUAUUACACCGAAACUUACUCCAACCGGGACUCCAAAAAUUAUUUCUCAAAAUGGCUCUCCUAGAGGAUAUUCUGCUGCUGGAACACCCCAGAAAACUUCAGGUGCAACAACUCCUACAAAAACCCAGUAUGCACUCUCUAUGUGGUGCCCAUCAAGUCAGCAGUCGUCAGCUGCAAACUCACCUCCUCGUGGACGUUCUUUGCCAGGGCGCACUCCUCGAAUUGAUGGAAAAGAAUUUUUUCGUCAAGCCAGGACUCGUUUAUCAUAUGAGCAAUUCAGUGCUUUUUUGGCAAACAUUAAGGAGCUUAAUGCUCAAAAGCAAACUCGAGAGGAAACUUUGAGGAAAGCAGAGGAAAUAUUUGGAACAGACAACAAAGAUCUCUACUUAUCGUUCCAGGGAUUGCUUAACCGCAAUGUUAACUAGGUGAUGAGAAAAUCUGUACUGGACAUAAUAAAAGGACUGUCUUCAUCUCACUAUGUCAAGGAUGGUUAGUCAAGCUAGAGGAAGGCCAAUUUUGGUAUCGCUGCUUUCCAUAGUUUGCUGUUAUCUGUGUACAUCGUACUUUUCUUGUGCAAUGCCGUCUCAGGCAGUAGAUUUGUAGAGUGUGUGCGAUGUAGGGAGGAAUGUUUACUGCGAGUCUCGUUGCAAAAGGUGCCCCCGAAAAACGAUGGGUUUAGUCAUAUUAUAUGGAUGACAAGUCAACUUUGAAGAAGAAGCGUUCAGGGAAAGCCUCUCUUCGAGGUCUUUUCUU
Rhodamnia argentea is the source of this 1605-nucleotide messenger RNA. RefSeq lists its product as uncharacterized. The transcript is spliced from 10 exons. The coding region runs from base 285 to 1277 and encodes 330 amino acids. NCBI's taxonomy places the organism in Eukaryota, Viridiplantae, Streptophyta, Magnoliopsida, Myrtales, Myrtaceae. The record is from RefSeq and is a predicted model, not a curated record.